Chelmon rostratus (copperband butterflyfish) is the source of this 1596-nucleotide messenger RNA. RefSeq names its product chromosome 12 C7orf25 homolog (gene c12h7orf25). NCBI's taxonomy places the organism in Eukaryota, Metazoa, Chordata, Actinopteri, Chaetodontiformes, Chaetodontidae. The transcript is spliced from 3 exons. The record is from RefSeq and is a predicted model, not a curated record. The coding region runs from base 192 to 1448 and encodes 418 amino acids.
UUCCUACUCAAGGAAACAGACGUUGUCAGUUAGCUUUAGCAGUAGCGGUGGAGUUAGCUGUUAUCUGAAGACAAACCUGCAAAGUGUACACGUCACUGCUGCCGAGUGUUGGAUCAGACUGACUCAGUUUCAGCUGUCCCUAAUAAAGCCAAGACAAAGUCCACCUGUAGCUCUAGGUAUGAUGUAGCAUCAUGUCUCUGCAGGUGACGCUGCAGCAGAGAAUCAGCUCUGCUCAGGCGUUGCUCCAGCGGAUGGAGCAGCUCUGUCAGGGUGUGGAGGGUCACCAGAAGCUCUGUGGUAAACUGCGAGCAGAGCUGCGCUUCCUGCGGCGGGUGGAGGCCGGAGAGCUGCAGGUCAAAGAGUCUCACCUGCACAGCACUAACCUGACUCACCUGACGGCCAUUGUGGAGUCGGCCGAGAGUCUGGAGGGCGUGGUUGCUUUACUGCACGUCUUCACCUACCAGGACACUGCUGGCUGCAGGCAGACGCUAGUGGUGGACGUAGUGGCUAAUGGGGGGCACACCUGGGUGAAAGCAGUGGGCAGGAAGGCGGAGGCUCUUCACAACAUCUGGCAAGGCCGGGGCCAGUAUGGAGACAAGAGCAUCAUUAGGCAGGCCGAGGACUUUCUACAGGCCAGCCGCCAGCAGCCCGUCCAGUACAGACACCCCCACAUCGUCUUUGCCUUCUACAAUGGGGUCUCCUCACCCAUGGCUGACCGCCUCAAGGACAUGGGCAUCUCCGUCCGUGGGGACAUCGUGGCCGUCAACGCCGUGGUGACGGGGGAGGGAGGAGAUGAGGAGGAGGACGAGGAGGACGAGGAGGAGGAGGACGACGAGGAGCCAGCUGAAGAUAUUGAGGAGGAGGAGGAGUCUGAGCUGACUCGAGUCGACCGUGGCACGGUGGUGGCCAGCCUGGCGUUUCCCACUCAGGUGCAGGUGAAGGAGUGUCAGCGCAUUAAUCUCGACAUCACCACACUCAUCACGUACGUGUCAUCGCUGAGUCAUGGCCGCUGUCACUUCACCUUCAGGGAGCCGGUUCUGACGGAGCAGGCAGCGCAGGAGCGCCGCCAGCAGGUGCUGCCACAGCUCGAUGCCUUUAUGCAGGGGAAGGAGCUGUUCGCCUGCCGGGCUGCUGUCCAUGACUUCCAGGUGAUCCUGGACACGCUGGGGGGACCUGAAGAGAAGGAGCGCGCCCAAAAGCUGCUCGCUCGUCUCCAUCUAGUGGAUGACCAACCGUCGGAGCGCACGCUACACCUCACUCCCAGCGCCAAGGUCAACCACCGCUCGCUCAUGAUCUUCGGCACCGGAGACUCACUCAGAGCUGUUACCAUGACGGCAAACAGCCGAUUUGUCAGGGCAGCAGCCAAUCAGGGCGUUCGAUACAGCGUGUUCAUCCACCAACCGAGAGCUCUGACCGAGGGCAAGGAGUGGAGGGCCUCUCCCAUCUGAUAGUGGCCACACCCUCCUGAGACAGAUAUUUCCUGUGCAGGGGCUGAUGGAGGUUUGAGUUUUUCAGAUGAUAAUAAAAAAGGUGUAAUGAUAAACCCGAUGUUAUCUGAGUUCAUGUAAAAAGAAUAUCAAUAAAGUAUCACAGCAA